AUGGUCUGGCGCGUUGUUAAAGUGGCUGCCGAUCCCAAGUUCCAGCCUCCGCGAGUUAUCGCAAAACCUUAUAGGAUUUUUCUAUAUAUUGGUUUUUCAAAUAUGUCAAACCCUUGGCAUGCUUUUUGUAAGGAAUUGGCAUCUAGUCCGACCCGUCCCCUCUCACCGCUUCCCUGCUUCAAUUCUGUAAAAAUUGAUGGUUUGACUUCUGUGAAGUUGGGCUUCAUUCCUGAUGAACGGCUAUUAGCAUGCCGCACUUGUGGUGUAAUGUUUCUGCGUGAUAAAGCAGAGUCUCAUUAUGAUGCAUUUAACGAAUGCCUAUCAAAAAACACCUCCAAGUCUGAUCUCUUGCCUUAUCAUGCAAUAAGCUUGUGUCAAAAGCUCUACGAGGCUGCGCAGCUGGAAGAAAAAUUGUCCAACAAGCGCUUGAAAGCGGACUCACUUCGCAAGUCCAAGUCCCUUAGAAACUUGUCACAUACCAAUCACUUUGAAAGUAACUCCGUCCCGAGCACUUCAGACUGCCACCGUAAACGCGCAAAACUUAAGCCUGAUGUUCUGAGUCACCAAACUCUAGUUGGAGCCUCGCUCGAACGAGAUAAAAUGUCCUCGUCAUCCAGUUAUGAUCGCCUUUCCUCUGGCGAAGUCAAUAGUCCGGGUUCUGGUACAGAGUCGUCUAGCUCGGCUCCAUCAAAGUUGGUUGAAAAUCUGCCAGAUCCUCCUAGCGGAUUCCCCCGAAAAGGUCUGAUGGAGAUUCUGCAGGAGGAAUCCGCUUCAUCCUCUUCAAAAACGCGCCGUAUGUGCGGGGGUCUUGCCAAACCAUUGGCUCCGCAUCCACUGAAUCGCUCCGUUAGCUCACUAAUUGAUUUGCAUUCUCAGUCUUAUCCAUCCAGCCCUGCCUCUCCGCCCAUUUGUGAUCGAAAGGAAGCCACUUGUGUAUCCCCUAACGGUCAUUCUACAAGAAAGAAAAUAUCUGUUAGAACUAUUCAGUCUGAACAUGUUGAAAUUCCCCGUAUUCACCCCGCCAAACAGGCGCCUGGAGAGUCCCAAAUGCAUACUCGCAUGAGAUCCCAGUUCGAGUCAUGCAUACCACACUCAAUGUCUUUCAAACGGCAUCAUGUAGUUCGCAACCCUCCUCCUGCCGUUGAAACAGUUGAUUUAGUUUCUAAUCCUACUCCAGACGCUGACCCUCAACCUCCCCAUGGUUAUAUUCCUUCCGACGAAACAGCUGCAACUGUACUUCAUUUGGAGCAUGAGAGCCGGGUACCAAUGGGGAGAUCACAGCUAAUGAGGUCGAACCGCCUCCUGAGAAAUGGUUCCAAAACUAACCUAUCCGACUAUGUCAAUUUGGCGAAGACGGAGAAGACUUGGAAUGCUCCGGAUUUUUCAGCGGUUUCCGAUGCCUGGCCAAGAAAUUCGCACAUGUCGGUGGUGGGAGCAAAUCACUACGGCGCUUUUGUAGACUUCGAACCGAUGCGUUCCCAGCAGGCUGAGAAACGGGCGUUCAGUUCAAACCUUGCAAUGUAUAACCAGGGCUUGCGAAGCUCCCCCGAUCGUUCGGUGAUUCAGCCACACUGUGUUCUUGACAGAUCUAAGGAUUUUACCUCUGAGCAUACUGUGAUAAAUUUGCUUACUCAGUGCGGAUGUGUUGAGAUGGGCGACCUGCGUUGCAAAAAUUCGAUUCUCUGUGCAACCCAUACAUUUGAAGAGAAACAACGGGUGCCUCGACCGCGUGACCUGAAGGUCUUGCUUCAAGAGGCGCGACAACAGCAACAGCGUUUGAUACGGCUUCAUGAGGCUCCUGUGCCCGCCAAAAUUCGAAAAAUGGCCUCCUCAUCCAUAGCAACCUCCACGCUCCCUACCAUUACCUCCACUACCGCUACUGCUGCUUCUCUGAUGCCAUCACCGUCUAGAGGUUCGGCCACUCCCUCCGUCCAAAGAUUGCCGACUAUUUCUAACUCAUCGGUGCCAGCACGACGUGUGCCCGUGAACGGAAUUACUGCGACUGCGGUGGAGAGCCAGCCGCUGACAGGCAUGCAACAGCAGCAGCAACCAACCAUUCUGCAUCGCCGUGUGCACCACCCCUCUAGUCUACUGCGGCGCAAUCAACAAAUGUGGGGUCAGGAGAAGUCCACCUCCAGCUUUUCUACCGCGAAUACCAAUUCGGCUGCUUUUUACGCCCCUUCUAAUGCUUCUGUUGCUCCAUCGCUUCUUCCUCCUCCCUCCACUUCAGUUAUAACGAAGAUGACUCGGGACGUGGGUCGCCUCGGUGGUGUUUCAGAGGUUCAGAGUCGUGUCGUGGUUAAUGAUGAGAGGGAGAAGUCCAUCACGGGUCGAUCGCGAAAGUCUUCUCGGAGUGGAAUGCGACAGCCUGCUUCCUCCAUACACAACCCAUACAUUCAACACCUCACCGCAGCAUCCUCGAAUCGUGCCAGCUCGACUGCGGUGCUUCUUCGAGCCUCAGCAGCCAACCAGAUCGCGGCAAAACUGCGAAGUGCUGCCGACCCAAGAGACCCCACUGGCACCACUACGUGGAUGGGCUACAAUCGUGGCGCAAAUGCCUCCAAUCUCCCAUUAACCGUGCCAGCCUCCUCUACGACCACAGCUUCCAGACAUUCCAAUUCCACUGCCACCGUCUCUGGCCCUGCUGCUAUGGCCAAUCCUCAAGCGUUCGGCUCAAACCGAUUGAUUUUUAUUGGAUCCAAGGCCUUGAAGAAGGUAGACGCCUUUAAGGACCUCUCUAGUUCAAUUGGCAAGCACAUUUGUCAAGUAGUGGAUAAGUUAAGUCAUGGGCUUGCCAAUGGUGGGUCGAUAUUCGGUUCCGGUGUGGCCGGCUCUGGAAACCGUCUAACAGUAGUUCCCAGCCUAAACAUAAUCCAAGCCGCCCAUCGCCACCACCAGCAGCGUCCUCAGUCUUCCUCAGCACCUCCUAUCGACUCGGCUUCUAUGCAUCUGGAGACGCCACGAGAGCUCAUUAUUGAUGUGGCGGAGGAGGACGAUGAUGUUGUGGCUGAUGCUGAUGCUGAAUCGGCGAUGGCGGCAGCGGAGCUAGAGGCUGCGGUCGCGGCCUCGGCACUUGCUUCUGAACCUAAUCACGACGACUCCAUCGACCACCAUCAUCAACAGCAACAAUUUUCACGCACUGCCGGAGGUGGCACUCAUCAUAAGGCGAAUCUGCGACCGUCACUUUGCAGUGUGCCUGCUGGGGUUGCAAAUGCUUGUCUUCCAAACGCGUCGUAUGUGAAAAACGCAGUGGAUAAUGCCGCAACUAUCGUUGUCUUCUUCAAUCACCUCACCUCUUACCUCAGUGAAGGGCCUCGGCCUUUUCCUCAAGAGUUAAAACGCCUAACUGGUGUCGUUGCUAUCGCGUCCACUUUCAAAGAGUUUGCCCCGGGACAUGGGGUAGUCUUACCCACCCUCGAGUUGAAUAGCAUAGUGUAG
Molecule: messenger RNA, 3438 nt
Organism: Echinococcus granulosus
Lineage: Eukaryota; Metazoa; Platyhelminthes; Cestoda; Cyclophyllidea; Taeniidae
Exons: 14
Coding region: 1-3438 (1145 amino acids)
Source: RefSeq, a predicted model, not a curated record